AUGUCUUCCCACAAGACUUUCAGGACCAAGAGAUUCUUGGCCAAGAAACAAAAGCAGAAUCAGCCUGUUCCCCAAUGGAUUCGGAUGAAAAUUGGCAAUAAUAUCGGGUACAACUCGAAGAGGAGACAUUGGAGAAGAACCAAACUGAGUCUAUGAGGAAUCACACAUGAGAGAUGACUCACAUAUUUAUGCUGUAUCCAGGUUGCCUACACCUUUAAAUGAUUGAAAAUAUCGCUAUUGUCUGGACAGUUGGGGCAUUUUAAUUGGAAAAUUAAUGGACUCAUGAUUUUGCUCUGUUGACCCCCCAUCCCCUGCAGUUGUAGGUUGGUUCAGUAAUAAAUGUGUGAGAUCUUUUA
Molecule: messenger RNA, 356 nt
Organism: Pipistrellus kuhlii (Kuhl's pipistrelle)
Lineage: Eukaryota; Metazoa; Chordata; Mammalia; Chiroptera; Vespertilionidae
Product: 60S ribosomal protein L39-like
Exons: 1
Coding region: 1-156 (51 amino acids)
Biological process (GO): translation
Cellular component (GO): cytosolic large ribosomal subunit; ribosome
Molecular function (GO): structural constituent of ribosome
Source: RefSeq, a predicted model, not a curated record